Scomber japonicus (chub mackerel) is the source of this 1901-nucleotide messenger RNA. It is a transcript of the gene cyth4b, whose product is annotated as cytohesin 4b. Gene Ontology annotation, molecular function: guanyl-nucleotide exchange factor activity. The transcript is spliced from 13 exons. Gene Ontology annotation, biological process: regulation of ARF protein signal transduction. Lineage: Eukaryota; Metazoa; Chordata; Actinopteri; Scombriformes; Scombridae. The record is from RefSeq and is a predicted model, not a curated record. Bases 50 to 1243 code for a protein of 397 amino acids.
GAUUCUGGCUUGUUUGGGGGUUUUCUUUCCUUCUUUUUAUUGGAUAUCAAUGACUGAUUGCCAAAUGGUUUCCUCAGAUUUCACGGCAGAUGAGAAGAUGGAGAUGGAGAAUAUCAAGAUAUACAAGGAAGACCUGCUGGAUGAAAUCCAAAAACUAAAGCUGGAGAUUGACAAUGUCAUGGCGGGGAUACUCAGCUUUGAGUCAGCAGAGGAAAGCAAGACGUUAGAGAAGAAUAAACAGUUCUCCAAUGGGAAGAAGAAAUUCAACAUGGACCCCAAAAAGGGUAUCAAUUUCCUGGUGGAGAAUAGGCAUCUGGAGAGAAAUGCACAGUCUAUCGCAGAGUUCCUCUACAAGGAGGAGGGACUCAACAAGACAGCCAUUGGAGAAUUCCUCGGGGAAAGAGAGGAGCUCCACCUCCAGACCCUGAAGGCCUUUGUGGAGCUGCACGAGUUCUCCGACCUCAACCUGGUGCAGGCCCUCAGGCAGUUCUUGUGGAGUUUCCGUCUGCCCGGAGAAGCCCAGAAGAUUGACCGCAUGAUGGAGGCUUUUGCAACCCGCUACUGUGACUGCAACACUCAUGUCUUCCAGUCGACCGACACAUGCUACAUCCUGUCAUUUGCCAUCAUCAUGCUGAACACCAGCCUCCAUAACCCCAACGUGAAAGACAAAACAACUCUGGAGCGUUUCUUCUCAAUGAACAGAGGAAUCAACAAUGGAGAGGAUCUACCUAAUGAUCUGCUCUCGAAACUGUACGAGAGCAUUCGCAACGAGCCCUUCAAAAUCCCAGAGGAUGAUGGGAAUGACCUGACUCACACCUUCUUCAACCCUGACAGAGAAGGCUGGCUCCUCAAACUUGGAGGCCGAGUGAAAACAUGGAAGAGGCGAUGGUUCAUCCUGACUGACAACUGCCUGUACUACUUCGAGUUCACCACCGAUAAGGAGCCCAGAGGCAUCAUCCCUCUAGAGAAUCUCUCCGUGAGAGAAGUGCCUCAACCUCGCAAACCUUACUGUCUGGAGCUGUACAACCCCAAUAGCAGAGGGCAGAAGAUCAAGGCAUGUAAAACAGAGACAGAUGGCAGAGUGGUGGAGGGGAAACACCAGUCCUACAUGAUCUGUGCUGCCACCGCUGAGGAGAGAGACUCCUGGAUCGAGGCCAUCAGAGCGAGUAUCACCAAGGAUCCCUUCUAUGACUUGGUCUCAGUCCGUAAGAAGAAGGUGAUAAACCAGGCCCCUCAAGACUGAGCUGUGCAGCGCCCCCUGUGGACGUUUUAUCAAAGUGCACCACAGUGUGAUUCUGUCCUAUUUAACAAGACAACAGAGACACUGAAGGCUCAAACAGACGGACACUGACAGUGGUCGUUUGAGCUAAAAGUGGGACUUCUCUUUCCACUUCUCUUUUUACAGACUGAACAACACAAUGUCAAAGGUGGCUGUUAUUGUUGCUCUGUGUCAUUGUGACGAGCUGCAACGUGACAAACUGGCCAUGGUGGGAUUAGCCAUGUGUGGAUUUGUGCAUUUCUGUUUUAGAUAAUUUUUACUUGCAUAAUUUGCCAUGAGAAGACUGUUAUGCUUUUAUGUUCAUGUCUCGCUCCAUAAGAUUUAGUUAGCUACUAGGAGGAGGAGGAGGAGGAGGAAGGCAAUCAAGCAUGUGAUGUGUCAGUAGUUCCUCGUACGCUAUAAAAAGUCGAGAUGUAGAUUUUUUGUAGAUACUGAAGAGUUCUCACAAGGCUCAAAAAUAGAAAAGCACAAGUAGAGCCGCUGUAAAAUGCUUCACUUCUGUCUAAUGUACUUUAAAGUUACAAGAGUUUAAUUUCCACUGUGUGCUGUUUUGAUUUCUUGGAUGAAACUGUACGAAAGUUUCACAAGUUGAUAUGAAAUGUAUAGUUCUUACCGAGUGACA